This is a messenger RNA of Paramecium tetraurelia, 3573 nucleotides long. RefSeq lists its product as uncharacterized. Lineage: Eukaryota; Ciliophora; Oligohymenophorea; Peniculida; Parameciidae. The transcript is spliced from 5 exons. The record is from RefSeq and is a predicted model, not a curated record.
AUGUUAAUUAUCAUAUUAUUGUUUUAAUAUUGCAAGACUUUAGAUAUUGAUUGUUAGAAUAGUUCAACGAUUAAUGUUAAUUAGUAGACUUACAACUACAAUUCAUAGUGUAUACCCCCAACUUCAUUAGAACUGAAUUGUUAGUCUUAAGAUAAUUACGUAGAGUUGAAUGUAGAUUCUUCAUAAAUAUGGAAUUUAAAUAAUUUUACAACAAAUUGUCAUAGUGUGAAAAUCAAUACAUCCACCAUCAAUAUUGGUAAUAUAACUAGCAAUCAAAAGAAGGCUGGAUUUAUUGAGAACAAAUAUAUAAUAAUAAUAGCAUCAAAAGACUUUUCAUUUCUUCCAAAUACAAGAAUGAAUAUGAAGAAUUAUUUACUUGGAUUCUUUCUUAAUAGCACAUAAAAUUAUGCAAUUAUGGGAUUGAAUGUCAUAUCAAAUAAAAUUCUUUUUGUUUUUAAUAAUUCAGUGACUUUCGAAUCAUCAUAAUUUUUUAUGAUUACUUCAACUUGUACAAAUAAUGUGAAUAUUCUACCAGGAAUGAUUAGCAUUUUCAAUGUCAAUUUUGAGUCUAUAGAAGAUUACUUAUUGCACAAUUAAUUUAUCUACUUAUAGUAACCAACUCGUUUUACAGCCUUCUUUCAGGUAUCUAAUUACACUUUCUUUGUGUAUACUAACUCUUACUUAUAAUUAAGUUCCACUUCAGUAAAAGCUAGUCAAAUAGGAAUUUUAAAUAAUGGCACUAUAAUUUUGCAAAAUAGUAAUUUAUCAACUUCAUAUUCUGGUUGUUAUAUAAACUAGGGCAAUGCAAGAGGUCCUGAGUUUAUCAAUUACAACUAAAAAUGCUUUGCUAAUGGUGGUUCUAAUUCUGGAUAUGGAGGAAUUGGAUUGAAUGUUAGUAAUUCAUAUCUAGGUGAUUGUAUAUUCCUUACAAACUCGACUAGAUUCAUGUUUGAUUUAUACCCAUACGGUUAUCUAAUAACAAAUCUUUAUUAAGGAUCUGGUGGCAGUUCUGUUAACUUAUUAGAAAUAGUCAAAGAUUUUGGAGAAAAUUAUACCUAGAAUUUCCAAUAUGGAUUUGGUGGGGGUUCAAUAUUUCUGUAUGCGAAUUCGUCUAUCAGUAUGGAAUAAUCUAUUUUAUCGGCGGAUGGAUCUCCAGGAUAUGUUGAUAAUACAACUAAUAAUAGUAUUGGAGGAGGUGCAGGGGGAUCUAUCAAAAUAUACUCCACCUAGUUAAUUAGUGAUGAAAAUUCUCUAAUUUCAUUGCAGGGAGGAGAUAGUGAUUAAAAUGGUUUAGUAGGUGAAGGUGGAGGAGGAGUAAUCUAAUUUAAGUGUUUGUCUAGUCCAUUGAGUCCUUUUCAAUACUAUGAUUUAAAUUCCUAUUGUUCAAGCAGUAAAUUUCUCGGAACCAUAAAAAAUGGUCCAGGUGUAAGAAACUAGAAGCUGAGUGCAGGUUUAUUUGGGUAACAUGGCAGUUUAGUUGAACCUUUAUGUUCUCCUGGUUUUAGAGUAGAGAAUUUCUCUUGUGUUCCAUGUGAUUAUACUUCAAAGUAACAAUUUUACUCUCUAUGGUGGAGUUCAUAAUGUGUACCCUGUCCAUAUACAUAUGGGAAAUUUUCGUAGAAUAAUACAUUUUGCAAUUAAGCUCAUAUUUGCUAAACUUCAGAUUGCUGCUUCGAAGAUUCCAAAAUUCUUAGAAAUACUGGAAUAUAAUUGGUUGUUUUUAUGAUGUUGAUCAUUAUGGGUUAUAUAUUGAGAAGAUAAUAUAAGAAGAAAGAUUCUACAACUGAAAAAAACUUUAACUUUGAGAAUGCAACUAAAGAAAUCAUUGCUGAUAAGAUAAUCACUGAGAGUUUAUAGGAAACUGAUUAGUUUGUAUUAGGAGAUCUAAUGUAUCAUGCCCAUAGAAUACCAGUAAUAGGCAAUAAUACUUUUCUCAACCCAUGGUUCUUACAUUCUGAACCACCAGUUGAAAUUGACAAGGCAGUUAAUAAAGAAGAGUAUGAAAAGUUUGCUAAGAAUUUUAAUGAACUUGCUUCUUGGAGUAAGACUAAUUACAUUAUUUUAAACAUUUUGGCUAUUUUAUAUUAUCCACUUUAUUGGGGUUGGUAGACUAAAAUAAAGAAGGACAAGUAUAAACUGUUAUCCGCUUUAUUAAACAAAAAUGAAAUACCGAAAUUCUGGAAAUAAUCAUCAGAUCAAACAUAUGGUAGAUUUAAAAUGACUAAAAGUGCAGAUUACUCUCUUUUAUAUAUAGAUAUAUUUAAUUACAAGAAUUGUGAUUUAAAAUAUAUUUAUCUUACUUGCCCCUUCAUUAUUUAUCUAUCUGGUGAAGGUAAUUACUUAAGACCUUUUUAUCUAUGUGAAUCAGAUUAAUUUUUAGUUUCUCUUUUCUUUGCUGUGAAUUAGACUAAAAAUUCUAUUUAAAAUAGAUAAAAUAUAUUGACUAAUCUAGUCUGUAAGGAUGAAAGAGAAGAAAACUCAAAGGAAAUUAGAAGAUUCUUAAAGAAAUUCAACAAAGUAGCCAUGACUUUAGAUUUUGGAGCACUUGACAAGAGUUUCAUAUCAAACUUUUAGAGAUUAUUUGAUUUAUUAGAGAAGUGGAAUAAUUAGUUUUUUCAGAAUCAUAAUGUGAAAUUGCAAUUAUUGGUUGCUUAAUUUCCAUUUGAUUCUCAACAUCAAUCAUCUACAAUCACAUUGAUUGAAAUGAAAUAAGAAACUUAAUUCAAAGAGUUCAUGAGAGAGCUUCACAAUAAUGUUAUCUUUCAAAAACUACAAGAUGUCAAAUUUGGUGUAUUUAUCUUUAAUACAGAAUAAGACCCUGCUGAGGUUGAUUUACAAUUAAAAAAUCAAAAACUUAGUUUUAAUGAUAUUGAGGAUUUUUCUAUUAGGAAUAUUGAAUAUAACUAUGAUGAUGAGGAUGUAAUUGAUGUGGAACUGUUGAGAGAGUAGUUUUUGUCUAAAAGUACUGAAAAGGAUCAUCAAUAGAUGGGACACACAAAACAUUAGUUCAAAUAAAUAACUAAGAAGCAAAGUCAAAGACCCAAUUCCUUCUCAAAAACCUAUUAUCUCAUUAUUAGAAUAUUUGAUUAUAUCAGAUUCCAAUCAUUUUCUCACAAACGAACCUUUUUAGAUAAGUAUACACUCAUCAUCAUGAUUUGUAUAUUGAUCUUAUUAGAUAAUUUCUUAUUAUAGAGCAUUUUAAGUUUAAUCAUAGGCAAGUAUAAUCAAUUGUAUUCUCCUGAUGAAUAUUAAGAGGCAGAUAUUAUGAGUUUGUAAUUAAUUUUAUUCCCUUAUCCACUAACUAUAAUACUAUCGAAUUUAUUUGAAUCAAUCUGGAUACCAAGUUAAUCCUAUGGUAUAUUGAAAUUGUAUUUGAUCUUUAAUGCUAUGGCUACUUUUCAGUAUUUUGUGAGUUUGUUAAUUUUUGUAAGCCAUCCAAAAUCCCAAAUUUGCAUUUAGGAUGCCUUGACUUUUUUGUCAUUUCUAAUAAAAAUCACAUUGAAUCAAUUAAGUGAGAGAUUAAUACCCAUGAGUACCAAAUUAAAUUAAUUGAGCAAUGAAAAAUAAAUAUGA